This is a messenger RNA of Microthlaspi erraticum, 1068 nucleotides long. Lineage: Eukaryota; Viridiplantae; Streptophyta; Magnoliopsida; Brassicales; Brassicaceae. The record is from the annotation of a GenBank genome assembly.
AUGGGCAGAACAGCGAGAUGGUUUAAGGGCUUGUUAGGCUUUAAGAAGAGCAGUGAAAGACAAAGCCGCGUUUCCAGCGGAGUUUCCGAGAAAGGCGGUCAAGAUUCCGGCGACAUUAAUCUCCGGACGGACCCUGUUUGGCUGAGAACAUUUCUGUCAGAUACAGAGAAGGAACAGAACAAGCACGCGAUUGCGGUUGCAACCGCUACGGCAACAGCAGCCGAAGCAGCUGUUUCGGCGGCGAAAGCGGCUGCGGAAGUGGUUAAACUGACCGGUGAAGGAAGAGCAGGAGAUAUAAUCAAGAGGGAAGAGCGUUGGGCCGCUGUGCAAAUUCAAAAAGUCUUCAGAGGCUCUUUGGCGAGGAAAGCAUUAAGAGCAUUGAAAGGUAUAGUGAAGCUACAAGCUUUAGUGAGAGGAUACUUGGUAAGAAAACGCGCUGAUGCGAUGUUGCAAAGCAUAGAAGCUUUGAUUAGAGUCCAAACCGCGAUGCGAUCUAAACGCAUCAAUCGCUGUCUCAACAAAGAGUACAACGUGUUUCAACCUCGACAGUCCCUUGAUAAGUUCGAUGAAGAAAGAAGUCCAAAGAUUGUAGAGAUCGACAAUAGAUACAAGAAGAGAUCGAGUUCAAGUUCGAAAUCUAGGCAAGAGCGUAAUGCUGGUGCAAUGUUUGAAUAUGGAGAUGGUUUUGCUUACAAAGAGAAUGAUUUGGAGUUGAGUUUCUCGGAGGAGAAGUGGAAGUCUGCGACGGCUCAGAACACGCCAAGAUUCUCAUCUUCGUCGCUGCACCACCACUACACGGGCAAUAAUCGCUACUACGUAAGUAACGUAACGCAGUCUCCGGCUAAGAAUGUUUGUGAAAACCCUUUGUAUGACCAUGGAAUCAAUACUCCUGGCUACAUGGAGAAAACGCAGUCGUUUAAGGCGAAAGUGCGUUCCCAUAGUGCACCGCGUCAGCGUUCUGAGAGGAAGCGGUUGUCGCUGGAUGAAGUUAUGGCGUCUAGGAGUAGCGUUAGCAGCGCGAUUCUAGAGCAACAGCAACGCUAUUCUUGCUCCUAUGAUCCGCUCUGA